Molecule: messenger RNA, 1194 nt
Organism: Symbiodinium sp. CCMP2456
Lineage: Eukaryota; Dinophyceae; Suessiales; Symbiodiniaceae
Source: the annotation of a GenBank genome assembly
AUGGUUCCGCUGACCUUCUGGCAACGGAUAUCCCGCACCUACUUGACCGGCAUCCUAGGCGUUCUGCCCCUAGCGCUCACGCUGGCGGUGUUGGCCUGGCUUGUUGUGUUUCUUCACAAUCUUGUCGGCCCUUCCAGCAGCUUCGGCAAGCUGCUUCGCUCGGCAGGCAUGACGGUCUCGGCGUGCGAAGCCACCGCCUAUGUCAUCGGGCUGGUGGGCGUGGUGCUGAUGAUCUACCUCGUGGGUAUCUUGGUCGAACGCGGCCCCGGCCGGAGUCUGCGCGUCGUCAUGGACAGCGCGCUGGGUCGGGUCCCGGUCGUCAACACCGUCUACGAUGCGUCGAAGAAUCUCACCAGCAUGUUCGAUCGCAAGCAAGAUUCGAUCGAGGGGAUGGCGCCCGUCAUCUGUUACUUCGGCGACGACCUCUCGGCAGGCAUCCCCGCUCUCAUGCCCACCGCCAAGCUCAUCCACAUGAACGGCGUGGACUACCGGGUGGUGAUCGUUCCCACGGCGCCCGUCCCCUUCGGUGGCGCCCUCUUGUGCGUUAAGGCCGAGUGGGUCAAACCGGCCGGACUCCCAGCAAUGUCCAGCCCAACCAUCGAGUCGGUGGCCGCUUCCUUUCGACGGCUCGGUUGGACCGGGGUCUUCGUUCAGUUGGCGCUGGCCAUCGUGCCGCUGGCGACGCUGGGCUACUUCUUGUUUGGCAGAGCGACCGGCGUCCGCAGCGAUCCCAGCGUUACCGACGUGCUCGCGAUCGGCGGGCUGGCGAUCCUGCUGUUCACCACCUUUUGGUCGUACCGCUACGCGUCGCUGGGCGCACGUAUGGCUGAUCCCGCGCGGCGUCCCCCCUACAAGAAGUUGGCGCGCGUGCUAUGGGUCGGGCUGUGGGCCGGCGUGCUCGGGAUUGUUGCUUCGAUGCUGCUGCUCAUCGUCGGGGCCGCGCGUCUGCUCUACUUGUUCAUGAAGGCGCCCCAAGGGGGCGUGCCGGUUAUCCAGACCUCCGCCGAGAAUCGCAGCUACUGGGUGUCGUCGAUGGACAUCGUCAGCCAGCUGGCGGAACUCUGCAUGCUGGCCGGCGAGCUACUGGUCGUCGGCAUGACGCUCUGGCUGCUAUACCGCUUGUCAAAGACGGCUAGCCUUUGCAACGGAGGCAAUGCCCCUCCCGAGAGCGAAAUAGCAGCGGACACGACUUGA